AUGAAGUUAGCGGAAUACGUUUUAGUUAUAUGGUUCUUGGCAGCUAGUAUAGAAGCUAGCCGACUUAGACACCUAGAACAUCAAUCACACAAUUCUACGGAACCACAACACCAUUUACCACCUGGCGGUUCAGAAGUAGAGGGACGUGGAUUUUCCGGACAUGCUGCUGGCGGAUUUAGAUAUUCUGGUGAUGCUGCAGUUGGACAUAAAUUGUCUGUGGAUGUUGCAGGUGGGGUUAGCUUUCUCGGGGAUGCUGGAGACGGGCUUACAUUUUCUAGGAUGCAGCAGUUGGACUGUGAUUUUCUGGGGAUGCUACAGGCAAACUUAGAUCCUCCAAAGAUGCUGCUUCUUGAACAAUUUGUCGAUGUGCUGUAUUGUGGCUAA
Messenger RNA from Diabrotica balteata, 384 nucleotides. The record is from the annotation of a GenBank genome assembly. NCBI's taxonomy places the organism in Eukaryota, Metazoa, Arthropoda, Insecta, Coleoptera, Chrysomelidae.